Molecule: messenger RNA, 5620 nt
Organism: Sinocyclocheilus grahami
Lineage: Eukaryota; Metazoa; Chordata; Actinopteri; Cypriniformes; Cyprinidae
Product: neuronal growth regulator 1-like
Exons: 8
Coding region: 196-1275 (359 amino acids)
Source: RefSeq, a predicted model, not a curated record
UUUCCCAUUUCCUCACUAGAUGGUGUGCGAGCCACUGGAGAGUCGACUUCCUCCCGCGGUCAGGUUCCGAUCAAAACAAAUCGGGGAAACUACACGGAACGCCGUUUCACGGGGUUUUCGCGGAGGAUUAUUGUAUUUUCAUCCAGAUAUAUUUUUAUUUUUGAUAACGGGAGGAUCGUGCUCCAUUCGGCGGUGAUGGACAUAAUGAUUGCAGUGCAGGAUGCGUGCGUCUCCGGUCAAUGGCUCACCGCUAUAAUUCUUAGUCUUUGCUGCUUUUUACCAUCGUGCUUGCCCGCUGGACAAACUGUGGACUAUGCGUCCAGCGAGAGUGUGGUCAGCAGACAGGGAGACACCGCGCUGCUCAGAUGCUACCUGUUGGAUGGGAUCUCAAAAGGAGCAUGGUUGAAUCGUUCCAGUAUCAUUUACGCAGGGAAUGACAAGUGGUCAGGGGAUCCUCGCGUGUCCAUCGUAUCAAAUGUGGGGGAUAAACAUGAAUACAGCUUACAGAUACAGAAAGUGGAUGUAACGGACGAGGGCUUGUACACCUGCUCGAUACAAAGUGAACGUAAUCUACGCCCAAAACUCAUUCAGUUAAUUGUAAAAGUUCCUCCCAAAAUCUAUGACAUUUCAUCGGACAUUACGGUAAACGAAGGCAGCAAUGUUUCAUUCAUCUGUUCAGCCAGUGGGAAACCAGAGCCCAAAAUCUCUUGGAGACACAUCUCCCCAUCAGCCAGGAAGUACGAAAGCGGGGAGUAUUUAAAUAUCACAGGCAUCACUCGGGAUCAAGCUGGGGACUAUGAGUGCGGCGCCGAAAAUGACAUCGCUUCACCCGACACCAAGACCGUGAGAGUAACAGUCAACUUUCCUCCAGCAAUCCAUGAGAUGAGAAGUCACGGGGUCCGACCCGGUCAGAUUGCCCUGCUGAGAUGUGAGGCAGCAGCUGUCCCCUCUCCAGUCUUUGAGUGGUACAAGGGAGAGAAAAGGAUUAACAUGGGCCAAGGAAUAGACAUCAAGAACCUCAGCUCCAGAUCAGUUCUCACAGUGAAGAACAUGACACAGGAUCGCUAUGGCAACUACACCUGUGUGGCCGUCAACAGGUUGGGAACAGCCAACGCCAGUGUGCCUCUGAUUCGAGGGUUGGAUUAUGUGUAUUCAGAAAGAAGCAAUACAUACGCACCCAACACCGCUCCAUAUGGAAGUACAGGAGGCGCUGAAGUCCUGCUGGCCUGCCGGUACCUGAUCCUGGCUCUCUCUUCUCUCGUCAGCGUUUACUAGCCCUGGGGACGGCCAUACACAAUGACUGUAAAGAACCCUUUUGAGCAUUUACAGAUCCUUUGACAUUGCUGAUGGCUGGAUCCAAUCUGGUACAGUGUGUUUGGAAAGCAGCGAGGGAUUUUAAUCAGCAUUUCUUAUGUUGGGAUGGUAAUUUUCUUCUGUGGUGUUUGUCAUCAUGUAAAUACAUAUGGUUUUAGGGGGUUGGUUUUCUUUCUCUUGUCUUAUUUUCUAUUAUUUUCUUAUUUUCUUUUCCUGAUUUCCCACUUUGUGAAUCAGCACACAUUGUCCCCUUCGAAUGCUCACAAAUUAGCCGAAAUCACGCUUUGGAAAAGUAAGGGUGUGUGACGUUAGUGUCUUUGUUAUUGAAAAAGGAAAGACGCCCUAGUGUGUGUCACCUUGCGCUCCGUGCUACGUUUUUUGCCGAGCUCAUUUAAAUCCAGUGAACCAAGAAACACUGUUUAAGAUUUCACAAAGGGAGAGAUAUUGAAAUUGAUAUCAAACGUAAUACAGUCAAAGGCCAAGUGAACAAUAGAAGAGCAGCUUUAGUUUAAUAUGCUAAUGCGCGUGUUUUUUCCAUUGACGGUGAAAUAUGAUUAUUCAUUUUCUAGACCAAAACUACAGCCAUACCUCAAAGGUUUAGAACUCUGGGCUAUAGACCCCAAUUGCAUUUAACUGAAUUAUGCAGUGUACGAUCAUAAACCUUUCUAGUUAUUCUAGAAAUACAUGAAUUAGUUGUUUUACUGCAGGAAAAAAAAUCUAAACCUAGAUUGCACUGGAGAUUCAAAUAUGUAAUCGUAUGAGAUACAUUUGCCUCUUGUAAAACUAUUUGUGAGUGAGCCUAAUUGUAAAAUUAAAAUGAGCCUCUUGAAGUGGUCAAAAGGAUAUAAAACAGCAAAGCAGAGUUACAGAGCUGUCCUUUUCGCCCUGGGGGUCUUUAAAAUGAGAGCUCCAAUGUGAAAAAGGAAUAGAGAAAAUGUCUGUGUUGCAUUUGAUGUUAUAUUUAAUAAGAUAUCAAAAUAAAAAUAGCACAUAAAAGACAUUCAUUAGUUGGCAGCAUGCAAAAUAUUGUAACAGACCAAUCCAAAGUAAAAAGUAGAGGAAAGGUGGGUCAUAUUUGAUGUGCACUUUGAUUAAAUGAGGAAAUUAUGAACAGUGUCUACUGGAACUUAUCUGACGAUCAUUCAAAUCAUUAUUGGCUUUUUUUCUUUAAUUUUAUGGAGUAUGUUUUAUGGUUGUAAUCAUUUGAACAGGAUUUUUAUAAUGUAUUAACAUAUUACCUGCUUUGCUUCUGUCAGUGUGAAAUAGUUUUGAAUAGGGAAGCAGAAAAAAAGAAUAUGCACUUCCCUUGUGGGGACAAUAUGAAACUUUCAAGUGUGGAUCCAAACGUGUGAAUGAAUAUUAUUUCAAAAUACGUAUGCAGUAUGGCAUAGUUUACAAUGUUGUCUUUCAUUUUAGAUGCCACAACUGUUGUUGAUUCUUGUCAAACGAGUAGAAGUUGGAAAAAAGAACCGUUUGUAAUCAAAUAAUCUACUUUUAACUCAGAGGGUGUGAACCAGUCAUACGGUAUAAUAGAAAACGAGUCACGUGUGUGUAUAUUCGAAGAAAGUAGAAUUCAUUUUAUCUUAUUGGUAGAGCCAGUGUCUAGGUUUAGUUUAACCUCUACCCUAGUUCCCACACACUUGUUGUAUAUUAAGAUGUGCAGAAAUUAUAAAUGUGCUGCAUGUCAAAUUAAUAUGUAUGUUAAGGUGGCCACUUACCAUAAAUCGAUAAUUUGAGAACAAAACCAGUUUUGAGGCUGCUUUGACUUAAUGAAAUGUGUUCCACACUACUGAACAUCACUAGGCCUGUCUGUUGAGCUAAGAUGAAAUGUUCUUUUCAUGUGAAAGUCAUCACAGAAUCGUUUCCGCUCAGUGUGCAAUACUGGGUCCUUUCCUAUAGACUGUACUUAUGCUAUUUGGUUAACGCGUGACGAAUUUAGAUUCUUUUUAUAUAUUAUUUAUGCACAACGUACAUUUUCAAUGACAGGAAGUGUCUGAAUAUUUCACUUACAACAGAUAUAUUCUGACGAAGAAUCAGUCACAGAAUCAUAUAGGUCUCACCUGUAUGUCCCUUUGCUUAUUACAGACCUGAAAGCCUCAGAGAUCAAACCGAGGGAAGUUUAAAUAUUCAUCGCUGUGAGGGCCUGGCUUUCGCCGUUGUGAUAUAAAAAGUAACAUUGCACUUGCUUAUCAUUACCACAAACCUCCAUAAUCGCAGAUUAACACCAAUAGCUUUGGCAGUUACAGUAAAUACGCUGCAUUUCAAUAUUCUGAGUCCACUCUAGAAGCAAGUACUGUAUAAAAUGUGCCUUUAAAAGUAUUAAUUGAUAUGAUCUGUUGCCAUUCCAUGUCAAAUGCCAUGUCUAAGCCUCAUGCAUUUGCCAUUCAUAGCUAGCAUACCAGACGAAUCAGUGUUGCGUAGUAUUUCUGGCUUCUAAUUAAUAGCUGAUAAAAGGGCAAUUAAAAAAAUGUUUAAAAACGUCUGCCAAUUUUGAGUUCUGUAAAGAAAUAAAAGUAGCACAUGCUCUUUUAAUAAAUAUUGUGAAUGAAACCAUAACAAAGAGCUCAUUAAAGCAUCAUUAAAACUGCGUAAGUGGAUAUCAAGAUAAAAAAAACAGACAAGAGCAUUCAUGCAUGCAUAAUUCUCCUGAAAGUUACAGCCUUUCAAAAGAGUCUGUAAAUAACAGGCAAAUGUGCUGCAAAUUUUCACUCUGAGCAUCUAAUGACUUGAUAAUCACAUUCCUGGACAUGCAUUAAUAUUCAAUGACGAGUUUCGAAAUUUCUCACGUCAGCCAAGCGACAGAUAUCCAGAAUUUGCAUGGUGCCAGUGGUCACGAAAACCCAAAAGGCCGGUGCUAUUUUCGAAUGGGUUCAAAUUACUGCAAGCAGCACAUGUUGUGGCCCGAGGAGACCCCUUGGGUUCCAGCACCUUCCCGGAGUCCUCGCCAUGUGGUAUGAGGUAGCAAAUUCGGUACUUUUUUUUCUCGAAAUCCUAUGAGCACAUAUCGGUACAAAAAAGUCUUCGGUGGAUGUGUAACCACACGUGUACGGUCCGAAAAACCCAAACAUUUAAGAUACUUCAUCUCCUAUCUCGAGCGAAGCUGCUGGCGAGACAGAAUGAGGGUGGGAGGCGGUAUUUCAAUGAUUAAAAACCUGUCAGCUCCAUCUCUAUCUUGGCCAGACUCUUUUAAAAGUCGGUUUGAGAGUGCUGUGUGUGCGGCCAGGGGAGGUGAUUCUUCUGACCUGGCAGUUAAUAAAAUUCUUCCUGUGCCUUUGUCAGUUUCUGGAGGAUGAUUUUGUGGAGUGCUGGAGGGUGCUGCAUUAACCAGCUGUGAGCGCUCACUCUCUCAGCAGCACUCUGGCAGGGCUGACAGUAAUCUACAUAAACCUCUGUCCUUUUCAAAAUGCUUGGCAGUAAUUGCAGUUUUGCAGUAUUCUAAUUGACUCCACGGCGCACCGUAAAGAACAAAAACCUAUAAUCCUUCGUGACGCCCAUUUGGUUUGCGGCUAUUGUGUUAAACCUUCGAAUGAUACGAAACUGAUGACAAAUGAAGCAGCCGCCAUGACUGUACUUAGGCGGUAGAAACAUCCAUUGGCAAAAUAUUUGUCUGGAUAAUAAAGUAGCUGCCAAAAUGAGAAUGAGUGAAUUCUAAAGCUUUUUUUGUUCCUCGCCAUCAAGUUUUUGUCGGCCCCCUCGCUCGUUAUUUUCACUGAGCUGAAAAACAAGUUAGCCCAGCACUGAUGCAGUGGUUUUGAUAAUGCUAAGGUUUUAGCAGAGCCGCCUUUCGCUGAGCUCUGUUUGAAACCGCCGAUUGUGUCUCAUCAGGAGAAGUGUUUUAUGUGAAAAGCAAGGGAUCAAUUUUGGUUACGCAAGUCCAUGGUUUUCAAAAAACACACCGUUCUCUUUUAUUCACCGUUAUCGUCUCAUUAGAUGUUAGUUGGCCUGGUAAUUGUUGCUAGCUGUUUUGAAUGGCAUGGGCAAUUUGUGUUGGCACCGUUCAUAUCUUAAGCAGUUAUUUUGUGAAGUGGAAUAAGUCCACCAGUGAAACCACCCGUCUGCUACUGAGUAAUUGAGCACAGAGGACACUCGCCAGAACGAUCCAAAUUUACACUAAUGCUUUGGAAACCAUUUGGUGAGCUUUGGUUACUUUUGUAUAUACAUGUUUAUUUGAUUUUGGUACCUUUUAUUUUGUUUCGUUCAGUUUGGUGACUAAGUAAAAUGGACAUUGUAACCAUAUUGGGAUGGCUGUACUUUUAUUUCCUCAACUAUUGAAGCUGACAUUUCUGUGAUGAGAAAUUUGAAAUGG